Molecule: messenger RNA, 747 nt
Organism: Nematolebias whitei (Rio pearlfish)
Lineage: Eukaryota; Metazoa; Chordata; Actinopteri; Cyprinodontiformes; Rivulidae
Product: neurexin-1a
Source: RefSeq, a predicted model, not a curated record
GUCAAAUGGCAGGUGACCACACCCAGCUGGAGUUUCAUAACAUUGAGACGGGCAUUGUGACAGAGAAGCGCUUCAUGUCCAUGGUGCCCUCCAACUUCAUUGGCCACCUCCAGAGCCUCUCCUUUAAUGGCAUGGCCUACAUAGACCUCUGCAAAAAUGGGGACAUUGAUUACUGUGAGCUCAAUGCAAUGAUUGGCUUCAAGAGCAUCAUUGCUGACCCAGUCACCUUCAAGUCACGGUCCAGCUACGUGACACUCACUACCCUGCAGGCCUACUACUCCAUGCACCUUUUCUUUCAGUUUAAAACCACCUCCCCUGACGGCCUCAUCCUUUACAACAGCGGUGAUGGGAAUGACUUCAUCGUGGUGGAGCUGGUUAAAGGUUACCUUCAUUAUGUCUCUGACUUGGGAAAUGGAGCCCACCUGAUCAAAGGCAACUCAAAUAAACCUCUCAGCGACAACCAGUGGCACAGCGUCAUCAUCUCCCGGGACACCAACAAUCUCCAUACAGUCAAGAUCGAUACCAAAGUCACUACGCAGACGACCACAGGAGCCAAAAACCUGGACCUGAAGGGUAAUCUUUAUGUUGGUGGGGUGGCUAAAGAAAUGUACAAGGAGCUACCCAAACUAGUGCAUGCCAAGGAGGGCUUUCAAGGUUGCCUGGCAUCUGUGGAUCUGAAUGGCCGCCUCCCGGACUUGAUGUCAGAUGCUCUGGACUGUGUGGGUCAGAUAGAGAGAGGAUGUGAAG